This is a messenger RNA of Xenopus laevis (African clawed frog), 1621 nucleotides long. RefSeq names its product uromodulin-like (gene dan4l.S). Bases 110 to 1621 code for a protein of 503 amino acids. NCBI's taxonomy places the organism in Eukaryota, Metazoa, Chordata, Amphibia, Anura, Pipidae. The record is from RefSeq and is a predicted model, not a curated record. The transcript is spliced from 5 exons.
UUUCUCUUGUACUUUUAUAAGCAACACAGUUUGGUUGCUAGCCCCUCAAGCUGGACGGGAAAUAAAGGUCUAAUAAGACUGGAGAGGAUUCAACAACUCUGAACAGAAGAUGACUGCUUUGCUCUGCAUAACCCUCUUGUUCUUCUAUUUAGGAACAGCUAACUGCCAAGGGAUAUCAUAUGCAAAGACAUGUUCCUCCUGCCACGCUACUGCUGCAGUGUGCUCCCAGAGGGCAGGAUAUGUGACAUGCAGCUGUGCCUCUGGUUACAUUGGUAAUGGUGUGAAUUGCACUCUUUUGUCCUACUGUAGCUCAGUGUCAUGCUGUCCUCAAGGCUAUUCCUGGAAUAGAGCUACCAAGCUCUGUGUUGAUGUCAAUGAAUGCAGUGAUAACACGCUGAAUAAGUGCGUGCCUUCAUCAACUUGUUUGAAUAGAAAUGGUAUCUACCUGUGUAAUUAUAACAGAAACACUGAAUGUCCCACUACUGCCUGUUCCUAUGACAUGGAUUGUCUCAAUGUCAAUGGAGUCGUAGAGUGUGCUGAUCCUUGCUUGAAUUACCAGACACUGAAUGGAUCAAGCAGAUUGUCUACACUUGACUCUACUGGUAUAUUCCAAACUGACAGAUACAGCUUUGGCUGGUUCCGUUACACUGGAAAUGUUGGAUUAAGAAUGGCUGAGGGGUGUGUUAAUAGCUUAAAAUGUGGAUCUGCAGAGCCCUUUAGUCUUGGAGGCAAGCACCCAAUCAUUGGAGACGGAAUUGAGAUGGUGACUCUUAGAAGAAACUCAUUAACAGGCUGUGUAAACGCUUCAACAAUCCCUGUUAAAGCCUGCCCCGAUGGAUUUUAUGUCUAUAAGUUCACAGGCAGCCUGCAGUUUGAUGUCUUUUGCACAGAUCCAAACUUUAAUAUAAGCUCUACAAUCCCAACAAAAGCUCCUUCUACCACACCUACUAUAACUACCACACCUACUAUUACACCUUCUACAACGGCCACACCUACCACAACUGCUAUACCUACAACUACUAACCAAUCUCCAACUGUCACAUCCCUAUUCACUUCCCUGGAUGUGUCCACAUCAGUUUUCGCCAGUCCAGAGUUUUCCUCAUCUGCAUUUACAACAGCAAAUCCUAAUACAUUAUCACCAGUGUCAGAGCAAAAUAUCACAGUCACUACAAUAAAAACCACCAACACAAUGACCACCACAAGCAAAACUCAGUUAGUGAAUGGCACAGAGAUCACAACCCUGGAAGUCAACCAGACAACCAGUAUCUUCACUGAAGUAAAAGUAAUAACGCCCAUGAGUGUAAAAAUCAGAACCAAUAGUUCAUUGUUUCAGUCCACUGCACAUUUCAGAUUAGAAGAAGGAGUGCCACUGACAUCUACACACACCCAACCUCCUGACUGGAUGGGCUGUGAAGAGGCAUCUGCCAACUCACAGCCAUUCCAGCCUCAGCUCUACAGUGGCAAACCAGUGCAAACUAAAACCACCACUGAAACCACCUCCGCAGACGGAAAGGAUUUCAGAAGCACGACCACAACCACCACCACUACAACUGAAGAGGUCAUUGUGACUGUUCCUGAUCCUGAAACAACUCUUUAUGAAACCACUACUAUUAUUUAUUAA